GCAUGCUCCCACUGGCUUGCAGCUUCGUCUACGCGCCAAAAAUAUCCAUGCCCUCCUUCAAAUUCUCCAAUCCCAAGUCCUGGAUUCCUCAAACCCUAGAACCGCGUAAUCCCAUCUCCCUUCCCUCCAAUGGGCCACCCAAAAUCUCUCCUUUCUUCUCCGAUCCCCCCAGAACAUCAAAAAAUUUCGACCCAAACCCUCUUUAGUCUCUCCUCAUCCCUCUCUAGAACCCUCCUCUCAAUAAAAAACCCCAAAACCCUAGCCCCCAUCCACUCCCUCCUCCUCACCUCCGGCCUCGCUCGCUCUGCUUUCUUCACCGCCAAGCUCAUCACCAAGUACUCAGAGCUCGGCAACUCCGCCGCCUUUUUCUCGGUAUUUCUCUCAACUCCGACUUCGAAGCACAAUGUCUUCUUGUGGAACACUCUAAUAAGAUCCUGCACGCAGAAUUUCUUGUUCGAGGAAGCUUUAGAUAAGUAUGAUGAAAUGGGGGGGAUGAGAUUGGCCCCGGAUGCAUUCACCUUCCCGCCGGUUCUCAGCGCUUGCGCCGGGUUGGGCGCAAUCGAAUUUGGUCGGAAGGUUCAUCGGGAUGUUCGGGAAAUGGGUUUUGGGCCCGAUUUGUAUAUUUCCAAUUCUUUGAUUAAUAUGUAUACUCGGCUUGGGUCAUUGAUUGAGGCCCGUGAGGUGUUUGAUGGAAUGCCUGUGAGAGAUUUGGUUUCUUGGAAUAGCUUGAUCUCUGGGUAUAGUGCGAAUGGUGAGUGGGAGGAGGCUUUGGAGACUUACCGUGAGUUAAGGGUAGCUGGGGAUGUUCCGGAUUGUUUCACUGUGGAGAGUGUUAUGCCGGCUAUUGGAGGGCUUGGGGAUGUUGUAGAGGGGAAAAUUGUUCAUGGUAUUGCGAAUAAGAUUGGUAUUGAGAAGGAUAAACUGGUGAGCAAUGGUAUAAUUGCAAUGUACUGUAGGUUCGGGAAUUUAGAUGACGCAUAUAGGGUUUUUGACACAAAAGUGGUGAGGGAUUUGGUUUCCUGGAAUAUUAUGAUUGAUGGUUACUUUCAAGUUGGUUCUGUUGAUAGGGCACUUGAGCUCAUUCGAAAGAUGGCAAUAGGUUCAAAACCAGAUCUUGUGUUAAUCACCAUUGUUCUUCGUGUUUGCUAUGAGAGGGAGGAUUUAAGAAUUGGAAGGUCUAUUCAUGGUUUUAUGUUAAGAAAUCAGUAUGAAUGGGAUACUGCUGCAUAUAAUAUGCUAAUACUAAUGUAUUCAAAGUGCGGAAAGUUGGACAUGUCACGUGAAGUCUUUGAUAGGAUGGUAGUUAGAGACUCAGUGUCAUGGAAUUCCCUAAUUAAUGGUUAUGUGAGCAGGAAAAAUUUCAAUGAGGGAGUUCGACUUUUUAAGUCCAUGAAAGAGUCAGGUGAUCAGCUUGAUUCAGUCACAGUUACAGCACUCAUUUCUGUUUGCUCGCAGUUACUAGAUUCAAGUCAAGGGCAGGGACUACAUAGUGAUGCUAUCAAAAGAGGGUUAAAAGCAAAUCUGUUCGUGAGUAAUGCUCUAGUUGGUAUGUACUCAAAAUGUGAUUUAUUAGAAGAUGCACUAAAAGUAUUUGAUGAGAUGGAAGUCCAUGACUCUGUAAGUUGGACAAGCAUCAUUUCGGGAUGUGUUCAGAAUGGGAACUAUAAACAAGGUUUUAAGUUAUUGACUGAAAUGAAGCUUAAAGGAAAUAAAAUGGACGAGGCAACCAUGCUAAGCAUCUUGCCUGCAUGUUCCUUCUUAGCAUCAAAAAGACAAGGUAGAGAGGUUCAUGGGUGCAUUCUGAAAGUUGGUUUAGAGCAUGAUGUACCCAUUGGGAAUGCUUUAAUCGAAAUGUAUUCGAAAUGUGGCAUUUUAAAUUAUGCAGAGAGGGUCUUUGAGACAAUGGACAUCAAGGACGUAGUGACUUGGACUGCUUUAAUAUCAGCCUAUGGUAUGUAUGGCCAAGGUGAAAAGGCCUUGAGAGCUUUCAGAAGCAUGGAGGAAACCGGCAUUAUACCAGAUCAUAUUGUAUUUGUAGCUCUAAUGUAUGCAUGUAGCCACGGUGGUUUACUCGAAGAAGGGAAAUUAUACUUUAAGAGGAUGGAAGAAGACUAUAAGAUAGUUCCAAGAAUUGAACACUAUGCUUGCAUGGUUGAUCUUCUUUCUAGACAUGGACAGUUAGUUGAAGCUGAAAAUUUCAUUUUGUCAAUGCCAAUAGAAGCAGAUGCAAGUAUAUGGGGAGCUCUGCUAAGUUCUUGUCGAGUUUCUGGUGAAACCCAGAUGGCUGAGCGAAUUGCUGAGAAAAUUAUGACACUGAAUUGGGAAAAUCCCGGCUAUUAUGUUUUGGUAUCAAAUGUGUAUGCAUCUAUGGGGAAAUGGAAUAUGGUUGGUAACGUGAGAAAAGUUAUUAAAGACAAGAAAUUGAAGAAGGAUCCAGGAUAUAGCUGGAUAGAAAUUAGAAACAAAGUCUAUGUUUUUGGGACCGGGGAUCAAUUAGUGGAGCAGAGUUCUGAAAUGCAUCAGUUAUUAGAAAAACUUGACAAUUUAAUGGCUAAGGAAGGAUAUAUACUAAACAAGAAAUUUGUACUGCAGGAUGUAGAGGAGGAUGAUAAAAGAUAUAUGCUUUGUACACAUAGUGAGAGGUUGGCAAUAGCUUUUGGGUUACUAAAUACAAAGCCAGGCACACCACUGCAGAUAAUGAAGAAUCUUCGUGUCUGUGGGGAUUGUCACACAGCAACGAAAUAUAUUUCAAAGAUUGUUCAAAGGGAACUGUUGGUUAGAGAUGCCAACCGCUUUCAUCUGUUCAAGGAUGGAUCCUGCAGCUGUGGAGAUUACUGGUGACAUUUCAAAUUUAAUGAGGCAGAAAAUGUAAAGGGAAGCAAGAAGAACAACGGACAAAGGUGCAGCUAACUGAAGCCUGCGAUAUCUGUGGGAGAAUUCAAUCGUCUUAUCACGAGGUGGAUGAUUCUGCUUGAUCACUGGAACCUGGAG
Messenger RNA from Asparagus officinalis (garden asparagus), 2991 nucleotides. RefSeq names its product pentatricopeptide repeat-containing protein At3g03580. Bases 130 to 2841 code for a protein of 903 amino acids. Gene Ontology annotation, biological process: RNA modification. The transcript has 2 exons. NCBI's taxonomy places the organism in Eukaryota, Viridiplantae, Streptophyta, Magnoliopsida, Asparagales, Asparagaceae. Gene Ontology annotation, molecular function: RNA binding; protein binding; zinc ion binding. The record is from RefSeq and is a predicted model, not a curated record.